Molecule: messenger RNA, 4004 nt
Organism: Diatraea saccharalis (sugarcane borer)
Lineage: Eukaryota; Metazoa; Arthropoda; Insecta; Lepidoptera; Crambidae
Source: the annotation of a GenBank genome assembly
AUUCUGGUUCUAUUCUGGCCGCGGUGUGGACGUUGGGAAGUGUGUAUCUAGAGAUUUUUUUUUGUUUAAAAAAAGUGGAUGUCGUGUUUUGUGUGAACAAAAAUGCGUGCUAUGGUGCGAGGCGUGACGCCGAGCGUCUCGCCUCUUUUCGAACGCAAAGCAGUCUCCGUGCAGUGAAGUCAGGGUAACCGCAUAAGUGUGCCGACAGCAUCACACAACGCACGUGUUUCUCAGUGAAUUCAGUUAUACCCAGUGAUCAGCUGAUUUUUGUGACUGUUGUUCAGUGUACCCCUGCCGUUGGACGAGAUUUCAACCUGUUUCUUCGAAAUAUUGAAAUGUUACUCAGAUUACUAAAACUGUAAUCCUUAUGUCAAGAAGGUACACAACAUUUACUAAGCGAUCGCGGCACAACAUAAAAAGUGAUCUUUUUGAAAGUGUGAGUACGAGGACCAGCCCGUCCUUGAUGUACUCGACAACUUACAAUCCUUGCGCCCUAACCCUUUGUAUAUCGAAGAGACCUUGUCGUUACUCCGCCAGAGAUCCCAGAUUAAGACUCUGGUCGAGAGAACUAAGCAUCUCUUCACCGUAGAAGAAAUUUGAUUAGAAAUUCAAUACUAGACCAUUGUCUCGAAAAGGAAAUAAUUAGAGACAAUCGAGUACGCACUAGGCAGUACUUAAGAGAUUCCUAUUGAAAAACUAAUGGACUCUCAAACAGCCUACAGCAAUGGAAUUCCAGGCAAAGAGAAGUCAUUUAAGUAUGAAUCGAAAGUACCGUCUGAAGAGGAGAAGACUACGUCACCACUUCUUGACAGAACGAGUGACAUCAAGUAUAUAGACUCACAGGACGAGAAGCACGAUACAAGAGAUGUUGUGAAGUCUGAAAACGAUCUCAACACUAUCAAUUCAAUGAAAACGGAAUCCAAUAAUAAAGACAGAGAUAGUUUAUCUGUUUCUUACCACAAAAAUGACGAUGAUGCCAGUGCUAAUGAAGGUGUUAAGUUUUUGGGACUUGGGGACGCUGAUAGUAUUUGUUCAACCAAACCACCAUCAGAACAUUCGCCGCAAAUACCAGAUGGAGGAUGGGGAUGGGUUGUAGUUGCUGCCUCUUUCCUUGUCGCAACGGUGGCUGACGGACUAGCCUUCUCUUACGGACUGAUCAAUGAGAAGUUUGUUACCUAUUUUGAACAGAGUGAAGCUAAGACUUCUGUUAUUGGCAGCUUAUUUAUAUCAGUACCUCUAAUAGCUGGACCGGCUAUGAGCGCUCUUGUUGAUAGGUAUGGCUGUAAAAAUAUGACUAUAUUGGGAGGAAUAGCAUCUACAAUCGGUUUUGUUGCUGCCUCUUUCAGUAAUUCAGUUGAAGUUCUUUGUGUAACGUUCGGGUUGAUGGCUGGAUUAGGAAUGGGUUUACUGUAUGUAACAGCUGUUGUAUCUAUAGCGUAUUGGUUUGAGAAGCGACGAAAUUUAGCUGUCGGACUGGGCUCUUGUGGUGUUGGUUUUGGAACUUUCGUAUAUGCACCUUUAACGACAUACCUUUUGGAUGAAUUUGGUUGGAGAGGAACACUGUUACUUCUUGCUGGUACUGUGCUUAAUGUAUGUGUUUGUGGAGCUGUAAUGAGGGAUCCGGAAUGGUUGAUAUUGGAACAGAAAAAGCAACGCAGGCUUAACAAAGCCAAAAGAGCUUCUAGUUCGGUUUCAAUAUCAGCUAAAUCUGGAGGAGGAGAAUCGGUGUCAGUAUAUCCUGGAGCUGAAGAAUUAAAAACUUUAAUGAAAAGUGGCGAAACACCAGAAUAUAUUCUAACGGCGCUUGUAGCAUCUAUUGCUGAAGCUGAAGAUUUAGAAGCUGCAACAAAACAAAAUGCUGAAAUAGCGAAAUACAAAAACAGUUCUGUGAUUAACCUGCCGACAUUUUUAAAACAAAGUGAAAAGGUUCCAGUUGAAGUAUUAGAUCAAUUGACAUCCAACAAGAGACUCUAUAAUAUAAUCUUACAAAAUUAUCCAUCUCUUCUUGCGCUAAGAAGUAAUUCGGAACAAAAACUGCCUAAUGAACCUGUUGCAGAAGUGUCGAAGGGAAAACCUAUAACCAUGUCGAUGAAGCUUAAGUUAAAUAAAAAGGAGAAAAAAGAUUUUGAAACUAAAUUAGAUCAAGUUAGACAAAGUCUCUUACAACCGAUUCCUGAAAAUAAGCCUGCUGUUAUUCAGCCCAAGAGUGAACGCCAUAAUUGGUUUACAAAUCAACUUCACACUGAUCGUCACUAUUUGAGAGAUAUUCGAGUUCAUCGUAAUUCUAUUAUGCAUCGAGGUGCUAUGAUGAAUAUUGCGAAAUAUAAAUUGAGAGCAUCAUCUUGCCCCGAUAUUUAUAGAAAUUCGAUGUGGUCUAUGGAAGAUCAAGAAGAAAAGACUUGGGGAAAGCGAUUAGCAAGCAUGAUUAACAAAACCUUUGAUUUCAACAUGUUCACCGAAUUCCACUUCCUCAUGAUGAAUAUAUCGACAUUAGUUCUAUUCAUUUGGUUCAUUGUCCCUUAUUUCUAUAUCUCCAAAUUUAUGACCAGUAGUGGAUACAGCGAGGCCCAAGGUGCUGCUAUGUUGAGCGUCUUCGGCGUUGCUACUAUCAUAGGCAUCGUUGGACUUGGCUGGAUGGGCGAUCUUCCGUGGGUUAACGUCACUAAAACCUAUGCGUUAUGCUUGAUCGUCUGCGGCUGCACAAUCGCCUUCUUCCCUAUUCUAAUCCGCAUUAUGGACCCAAAGGAAUCAUACAGUUUCUACAUAUUAGUAAUAAAUGGGGUUUUAUUCGGGCUGAUGUUCUCCAGUUCUUAUUCUUACACUCCCAGUAUACUAGUGGAACUCAUUGCAUUGGAGCGCUUUACAAUGGCUUAUGGAUUGGUGUUGUUAAGUCAAGGUGUUGGACAUCUGGUUGGACCGCCUAUGGGUGGUGGACUGAGAGAUUCCACAGGCUAUUGGGAUGCCGCUUUUUACAUUUCCGGUAUUUGGGUGGUGAUAUCGGGAUUACUGGUCGGCGUUAUACCAUACACGAAGAACUUCCGAAUCUGUGGCAAUGCACCACUCGCUAAGGACGUCGCAGGAGAACCUGAUCCUGGAGUUAAGAUUAUUAUCGCUCACUAAGAGACUCUUUACAUGAACCUCUUUUAUUUACGUAAUAGGACUUGUGUAUGCUAUAGAUAGGCAUAUUUAAAUUAACCAUGGCAGUAAAGAAGAAUUGCUUUAGUAUAGGUAUUUUAAUUUUACUUAAAAUCCUACAUCAUGUAUUAGAUGUAAUUAAGCGAGUAUUUGAUAUAAAAUGAAAUAGAAAAACUUAAAAUAUAAUGAUUUUUAAAGUUUUAUUUUAUUUUAUAAAUAGUAAUAGGAAACUGUGUAUACUGCCAAUUAAAUAGGUAAAUUAUUUAAAAGUAUCAACCAAUUGGUACCUUAAACAAUAAAUUACUUUAAAUGUUGGUCAAAACAGUGAACUAUCAAUGUUUUUAGAUUAGUUUUUAUUAUUGGAAGCAAGUCUAGGGUUGACCUAACCUUAGUUGUAACAGUAUGGCCUAUUGUUGAAUUCGCGUCGCGUGUUUCGUUUAUUUAAAGGUUUAAGGAGUGUCUCGUGGAACGUUAGUCAUAAUUUAAAAAUAUGCUUUUAUGGUUUUAUUCUAUUUAUUAUUAUUAGAAGUCGUAGGAAUUUUUAUUAAAACUAGGUGUGCUAGAGUUUUGGUAUAUUUACUUGAAUGUAUGAGGCAAACAGAAUGGGAUUGUGAUGUUUCCAGAUAUAUGAGGAUAAUUACCACAUCUAGUAAGGUAGUACGUAUUAAAUCAUCAGCAGUGGUCGGAAUUAGGUAGAGUUAUUCAUGUACUUACACUGAUUUCAUACAGCGAAAGAAUAAAGUGGAUUUGCCUCAAAUCCCAAGAUUAAUUUUAAAGAGCAGAAAAAAUCCCGUGAUUUUUUAAAUAAAAAGUUAUUUACUUUUACACAAUUUAAACUACUGCACGCACGACGUUGCCAAACUUACAUC